GUGACAGUGAAGUACAGAGGACAAUGUUGGAGUUACUAAAUCAGUUGGAUGGAUUUGAAGCUACUAAGGAUAUCAAAGUUAUUAUGGCAACUAACAGAAUCGAUAUCCUUGACUCUGCUUUACUCAGGCCCGGACGGAUUGACAGGAAAAUUGAAUUCCCUCCACCAAAUGAAGAGGCUCGGCAAGAUAUCUUGAAAAUCCACUCAAGAAAAAUGAACCUAACAAGAGGAAUUAAUCUAAAGAAAAUAGCCGAGCUUAUGCCUGGUGCAUCAGGGGCUGAAAUCAAGGGUGUAUGUACAGAAGCUGGUAUGUAUGCAUUAAGAGAAAGACGUGUUCAUGUCACACAAGAAGACUUUGAAAUGGCUGUCACAAAGGUUAUGCAAAAAGACUCUGAAAAGAAUAUGUCUGUCAAGAAACUGUGGAAGUAAACCUGUCUCAAUUGUAAAUCCUUCUCAAACCAAUGUUGGACGUUUGUAUGAAAGAAUUUGAUAAGACUUGAGACUGUUUGGAUCAACAUGGUACAUGUAUUUAUAGUGUCAUCAUGAAUGUGCAACAUUGAAUGGUUACGUGAAGAGUUUCUCUGGGAAAUAGAAUCCUCUGGCUAUCACCUCUAACAACACUAGCCUGCGCACUGGUCUGCGCAUCGGCAUUUAGCUACAUGUACACAAACAUAAUUGGACAAUAUGUGACCUGUUGGGUCAUCUUGAUUAAUACACGAACCAGUCAUUUUGAUGUACAGAGCUUAAUUUAUCAGCUAAACAAAUAACUGGAAGUAACUUAUGUGUUUAGAGAGAAUAAAUGUAACCUUUAGUAUUGUAGUAAAGGUUGUGUAUUUUUGACACUACUACAUGUAGUACCUCUGUUACCAAUGAAGCACAAAAACUCAGAUAAGAAUGAUAAGCAAUCUUAUUUUAUUAACAAAAUAGGAGAUGAUACAAUAAAAAUACAAUAGUCUUCUUCAYGGKUCCCUGCGCCAUCUUGGUUGUCACGCUUCGAUGUACCUUUCAAGAUGGUGCACGUAACCAUGCAACCUUCCUAGUAGACCAAGCUUUCUUACUGAGAAAAACAUUGUAUUUAUUGUUGAUGGGGAAAACUCAACUAUUACCCAACAUACUUCCCAAUUAAAAAAUUACAAAUGUUUGUGUUCAAUUAAAAAAAAUAAAUGUUUACUUAAUAUUUCUUUUGCAUUUUUCUUUUGACCAAAGCUCCAGAUACAAUAUUUAUCAUAAAACUUCAUUUUGUGUGCAUGAUUCAGUUAAAGAAUGUACAAUUAGAUAGUUUAUAGCUUGGUUGUACCUCAUUGGAAACAUUUAAGAUAAAUAUUAUGCAGUUUAAAAACACUUUUUUAAGUAAACGUAGAAGAGACAUUCUAGUAGUACUUGCAAGUGUUUUGUAGACUUUUUUUUUUGUUUGAAUAAAAUUAAUCUUAUUCCUGUAUGGUAUAAAACUGGCAAACAUUGAUUAUAUUAAAGAAUUGAUUGUACAUCUGG
Exaiptasia diaphana is the source of this 1490-nucleotide messenger RNA. RefSeq names its product 26S proteasome regulatory subunit 8. Gene Ontology annotation, molecular function: ATP binding; ATP hydrolysis activity; proteasome-activating activity. Gene Ontology annotation, cellular component: proteasome regulatory particle, base subcomplex. Gene Ontology annotation, biological process: proteasome-mediated ubiquitin-dependent protein catabolic process. The record is from RefSeq and is a predicted model, not a curated record. Lineage: Eukaryota; Metazoa; Cnidaria; Anthozoa; Actiniaria; Aiptasiidae.